Oncorhynchus keta (chum salmon) is the source of this 3119-nucleotide messenger RNA. Its product is annotated as iroquois-class homeodomain protein IRX-6-like. NCBI's taxonomy places the organism in Eukaryota, Metazoa, Chordata, Actinopteri, Salmoniformes, Salmonidae. The transcript is spliced from 7 exons. Gene Ontology annotation, biological process: neuron differentiation; regulation of transcription by RNA polymerase II; cell development. Gene Ontology annotation, cellular component: nucleus. The coding region runs from base 569 to 2134 and encodes 521 amino acids. The record is from RefSeq and is a predicted model, not a curated record. Gene Ontology annotation, molecular function: RNA polymerase II cis-regulatory region sequence-specific DNA binding; DNA-binding transcription factor activity, RNA polymerase II-specific.
UCUAUCUGACAGUUCCACAACUGUACCAGAACAACCCCUUUCCUUUAUACUCUUAUCAGUGAAGCAAGUGAAGAAGACCACUGCACAAAGCCGAGGCGACACGGGGAGCACAGAACACCUUAAGAAAACGCGACGUUAGAUGUGAUUGACAAAGACAUUAUUCUAUCCUUGCUGUCCUGUCGUUCCGGGAUUACAAUGACGUCACACUGAUACCCUUGCAUGGGUGAAUGCUAAAGAACUAUAGAGGCACAAAUAAUAGCACAAGCAGAGUCCAUAUCUUGCAAGUCUUACGUUAUCCUUUAAGCCUUCUUCAGCUAAUACAACAACAAUUUUUGUACUUAAUGACGCGUAAUUUCAUUUUCUUAUCAUUUCCUUCGGGGGAUUAUUCAUAUAUAAAACUAUCUGCAGCUGUUGGUAACAGCCUCAACUCUCCCUCCUAAGUGCAAUCAUCUAUUAUUGAGCGAGAGGCCGUGCCUGGAAAUGUGUGUAAGAAGGUGGAUUUGAAGUAGAAUUGGUUACAAUCGAUCAAGGGUGAAGAAUAUUCCUGAUGUUAACAAAAUAAGCAGCUAUGUCUUUCUCUCAGUAUGGAUAUCCUUAUAAUGCAACUUCACAGUUUUUCGUCUCGGCAAACCCCAGUACGACUUGCUGCGAUUCGAUUUCCAGGUCGGUCUCUGACGGGACGAGCGGUACCCAGACUCCUGCUACCUUCUGCUGCCCUUCCUACGAGAACCGGCUCCUGGCCAGCACACGGACGGAGCUCAACGCGGCACUAGGGAUGUAUAGCUCGCCGUACGCUGCCGCGGCCGCCGCCAGCCAGAACUAUGCCAGCUACUUCCCCUACAGCGCCGAGCCCUCCGCUGCUAUCUACUCAUCUCUGAAUCCACAGUAUGAAAUGAAGGAUGGCACAAGCACUCUGCAUUCUGGCAUAACUCAACCUGCCACCUACUAUCCUUAUGACCACUCACUGGGCCAGUACCAAUAUGACAGGUAUGGGACUAUGGACUUUAAUGGGUCAGCCAGGAGGAAGAAUGCCACACGUGAGACCACCAGUACCCUGAAGACAUGGCUGUACGAGCACAGGAAAAACCCCUACCCCACCAAGGGCGAGAAGAUCAUGCUGGCCAUCAUCACCAAAAUGACCCUCACCCAAGUUUCCACCUGGUUCGCCAACGCCAGGAGGAGGCUAAAGAAGGAGAACAAGAUGACCUGGUCACCAAAGAAUAAGGCUGGGGACGACAGGAAGGACGACCAGGAUAAAAGUGACCAAGAUUGUGUCACCAAAGAUUCCAGUGAGUGUAAAGAUGAGAAAGACCUUCAUCUGAGUGACCUGGAGGACAUGGAGGACGAGGACUGUGACAAGCUGGACAGUGACUGUGAGAAGAUGGCACCCAGGGGCCCUGAGGAACAGCAGGACCUCCACAGGGCCAUGUCCGGUGGUGGUGUUGGCCCUGGAGGCCCUCCAAAGAGAGACUGCAGCUCAGAGCUCUCCCUCUCCUUUCCCAACAGCUUCCACCACUCAUUCCCAUGUGGUAUCAAGAGCCUACCCUCCCUACCCUCCCUGCCCUCUCUACCCACCAUGCCCUCGGACUUCCUUGAUCCACUGGUGACGUCCAAGCCCCCCUCCACCACCACCACCAUCCCCACGGGCACUCACACUGUGUCCCUGUCACACUUUGAGGUGUCGGACCGGGACAAACCGAGGAUCUGGUCUCUGGCGCGUACAGCGGCCACGGGGGUCAUCCUGGGCUCUGCUCACCACGGGGCCCCAGAGCUCCAGACAGGGAGUAUGCUGGCAGACUGCCAUCUUCAGGGGACCAGGCUACCAGUGACUGGUACCAGACAGUGUGGGCCCCUCAGGGGCCUCCAGGAUCCUACCAACAUAUCCAAUGCUGAGAACCCUUUCCAGGAGGGCCCCUUGUUGCAAUCUAAGGUCUAUAGUGCAGGCAGCUACAACCACAAGGCCCUCCAACUGCACUGUUCCUCCUAUCCUGCGCUUUCAGACUCAUGCCAGUACUCCACUAUCGAAGGAUUCUCCAGUGGGAAGGCAGAGACAGAGCCCUCGGAACUCAGUGACACAUGUGUGACCCUGCAGGAUGACAAGGUCACUGCCUUCAGACCUGUUAUGAAGAGGUGAGGAAGGUUGAUGGACACGCAGUCGUUACACACUGGGACUUUUAUUUAGCCGGUCUUAGGCUAUGCACUAUAAAGACUUGGGAUGACGACGAGCACCGGACAUCCUUCCUACCUUACACCUGGGAACUGCGACGCUCCGCAGUCAAAGCUCGAUGAGCCCUGUCCAAACUGUGGAAGCUGCCAUCAUUUUGCACAACGUUGUUUUUAUGGUGUUGACGAUGACUUUAUGCAAGACUUUGAAAUGCAACGGUAUGGGAACUGACGGUCAAUUCAUGAUGUAUGCAAAGGGCAAUCGUAGUGUAGCAAUGUUAUUUAUUUAUGUGUAUUUAUUAUUUGAUUCCUCAACUGUUUAUUUAUUUAUUUCCUAUGUGUCAUUUACAUAUUUUGUUACAUGUAUGUAUUGUUUCAACUGUGGUUGUGUGCUAUUUUUACCUGAUUUAACGGAGAAAUACUUAGCUUGUUGUAGGUCUUUCUGUUCGCUAAAAGAGUGGGAUUUAUUGAGUUGGGAUCGGGAUUGUCUAUUGUGUGUGUGUCGACCUGGAGAAAUUGUUGAUUGUGUUGUGUUCAUCUCAAAGAUAAUUGUGAGCUUAUUCUGUUCUUGCCAUUCAUGAAAUAUUUUAUAAGAAUGAAUUUUUUCAAGAACUCCUCGUUUUUGUGUAAAUAUUAUUUCCAGAACAUUAACAUUGGUUUAAUCGGCCAAUUAAAAACUUUGAGACUUUUGCACUAGAUCAAAGUUCAUCUUCUUAACGUGGAGAAUAAUACUGGAACAUUGUUGGUAAGGUCAUAAAUCAGUAUAAAUCAGUAGAGAACGUGAAUGAACGUUACAAGGCCAGGAAGAAAGGGGACAUCAUCUCUCCAAUGUAAUUAUCUAAUCAGUUCUGGCAUCAAACACUUUGUUACUGUUCAGACAAGCAACGAGGCAGGAAUACGGAAUGAAUGUUGCUUUGUCCGCUGUGUAGGGAGCCGCUGCAAUAAUUUACUUGUGU